Papaver somniferum (opium poppy) is the source of this 916-nucleotide messenger RNA. RefSeq lists its product as uncharacterized. The coding region runs from base 175 to 687 and encodes 170 amino acids. The transcript has 3 exons. Lineage: Eukaryota; Viridiplantae; Streptophyta; Magnoliopsida; Ranunculales; Papaveraceae. The record is from RefSeq and is a predicted model, not a curated record.
CGGUACCAGACUCUAGAGUCGAACAAGUCCUAACUGCGCCACCAACUCCCAUUUCCGAAUUCUCCUUCUCUCUCUUCUUUCGUUUUUGCAGGACUUCGAAGGGAAAGAGAAGGAAAGGGAGUUCAUAUAAAAUCUGGAUCUAAUUCCUGAAUAAAUAGUUAGUGAAGUGCUAGAAUGGAUCAGAUAUUGAACAAGGUAGGAAGCUACUGGUUAGGCAAGAAAGCCAACAAAGAAAUCGAUUCAGUUGGAGAUGACAUCACUUCAUUGUCAAGUACAAUCGAGGGAAGCGCCAAAUGGUUUGUCAAUAAACUCAAAGGGAAAAUGCAGAAGCCAUUACCGGAGCUAUUAAAAGAGUAUGACUUGCCAGUGGGCAUCUUUCCUCGAGAUGCGACCAACUACGAGUUCAAUGAAGAGACAGGUAAGUUAAUCGUAUACAUUCCCGCUAUUUGUGAAGUCGGUUACAAGGAUUUAUCAUGCUUGCGUUUCUCUACUACUGUGACCGGGUAUUUGGAGAAAGGAAAGUUAGCUGACAUUGAGGGAAUAAAAACAAAGGUAAUGAUUUGGGCAAAAGUAACUACCAUCUCAACCGAAGGCACAAAGGUUUAUUUCACGGCAGGUCUAAAAAAGAGCAGGAGUAGAGAUGCAUACGAAGUCCUUAGGGAUGGAUUUACCAUCGACAAGUUCUAACGUGCUGGUUUGAUUUGUUUUGAACUUGUAGAAACUUAUAAAAUAUCAGCAGCUCUAAGAUAAUUGUGAAUUAGAGAACCCUUGUUGCAGUGAUUGUCAUCCAAAGGGUCUGUAAGCAAGUACCUAAAAAAUACCUCUGUAGGAAUUCUUCUUUAUGGGAUGUUUGCUUGUGGCUUUUUAGCUGUAAAUCUUAUUCUUCCUAAUAAAAUCUGUGCAGUUUUUUCUGAAA